Labrus bergylta (ballan wrasse) is the source of this 2381-nucleotide messenger RNA. It is a transcript of the gene capn9, whose product is annotated as calpain 9. Gene Ontology annotation, biological process: proteolysis. NCBI's taxonomy places the organism in Eukaryota, Metazoa, Chordata, Actinopteri, Labriformes, Labridae. Gene Ontology annotation, cellular component: cytoplasm. The record is from RefSeq and is a predicted model, not a curated record. Gene Ontology annotation, molecular function: calcium-dependent cysteine-type endopeptidase activity; calcium ion binding.
UGCCCGACCUGACAGGUUCGUCCCUUCCCCAGACACACAGUGGGUGACUCGGUCCAUCACACAGCAUCUCACAUCUCCUCGCUCCCUGUGAAGUGAAGAAGAUGCCUCUCCAGUCCACUCUGUCCGGCAGGGGCUACGGCUCCCUCAAGGCUGUGGACACGCAGUUUGAUGGGAAGUCGUUUGAACAGCUGAGACAGGAGUGUCUGCAGAAUGGGGUCCUGUUUGAAGAUCCAGACUUCCCUGCCGCUGAAUCCUCUCUCUUCUACAGCGAGAGAUGUCCUGUCAACAUUGAAUGGAAGAGGCCCAAGGACAUCUGUAACAACCCAAAGUUCAUCGUCGGCGGAGCAAACAGGACGGACAUCUGCCAAGGACAGCUCGGGGACUGCUGGCUCCUUGCAGCCAUCGCAUCCUUGACCCUCAAAAAAGAGGCCCUGGCUCGGGUUGUCCCCCACGACCAGGACUUUGGACGAAAAUAUGCUGGUAUCUUCCACUUCCAGUUCUGGCAGCACAACCAAUGGCUGGACAUCGUGGUGGACGACAGGCUGCCCUCCGUGAGAGAUAAUCUCAUCAUGCUUCACUCUGCCUCCAACGAUGAGUUCUGGAGCGCCCUUCUGGAAAAAGCCUACGCCAAACUGCACGGCAGCUACGAGUCCCUGAAAGGAGGCAGCACAAUGGAGGCCAUGGAAGACUUCACCGGCGGUGUGGGUGAAAUAUACGAAACCAAGACAGCUCCAGACACCCUGUUCGCAACCAUGAAGAAAGCCCUGGACAGAGGCUCCAUGAUGGGAUGCUCUAUUGAUAUCUCCAGCUCUGCAGAGUCCGAGGCCAAAACUACCACCGGCCUGGUGAAGGGACAUGCAUACUCCAUCACAGGCCUGGAAGAGGUAAAUUACAGGGGGCGGAAGGUCAAGUUAAUUCGGGUCAGAAACCCCUGGGGUCAGGUCGAGUGGAACGGCCCUUGGAGUGACAAAUCUGGAGAAUGGGAUUACAUUGACAAAUCAGAAAAAUCUCGCAUUCUUUCCAAUUCAACAGAGGAUGGAGAAUUCUGGAUGGAGUUUGAGGACUUCAAGAGGAAUUACGACAAAGUGGAAAUCUGCAACAUGACCCCUGACGCUCUAACCGACGACACAAAACGCCACUGGGAGGUCAACAUGUUCCAAGGGAACUGGAUCCGUGGCUCCACCGCUGGAGGCUGCAGGAACUUUGUCGACACAUUUUGGACGAACCCGCAGUUCAAGCUGAGGUUGCAGGACGCUGAUGACGAGGAUGACGUCUGCAGCGUGGUGAUUGCUCUGAUGCAGAAAAACAGGAGAAAGCUGAGGAAGGAAGGCAUGGACAUGGAGACCAUCGGCUUUGCGGUAUACGAGGCGCCAGAAGAUGAAGACCAACUGGGGAAAGAUUUCUUCCGUUACCACGCAUCUAAGGCUCGCAGCAGGACCUACAUCAACAUGCGGGAGGUUUCAGAGCGCUUCACACUGCCUCCUGGGGAUUAUGUGCUGGUGCCCACCACCUUCCAGCCACACCACGAGGCCGACUUCCUCAUCAGGAUCUUCUCUGAGAAGAAAGCCGGCGCUCUUGAGAUGGGGAGCAAUGUUGAUGCUGACCUGCCAGAUCCGCCUAUGCCCAGUUCUCCAGAGGAGGAAACGGACGAGGAGAAAGGUCUGAGGAGACUGUUUGAACAACUCGCUGGAGACGACCAGGCCAUCUCCGUCUAUGAGCUACAGCAGAUGUUGAACGGUGUUCUCAGCAGACGAAAAGAGAUCAAAUUUGAUGGCCUGAGUCUCAGCACUUGCAACAGUAUUAUCAACCUGAUGGAUGUGGACAACACAGGGAUGCUGGAGUUUCAGGAGUUUAAAGUCUUCUGGGAAAAGAUGAAGAAGUGGAUUAUGCUCUUCCUCUCUUUUGACACUGAUCGCUCAGGAAAAAUGUCGUCCUACGAGCUUCGUAGCGCUCUCAAAGCUGCAGGCAUGCAGCUGAACAACCAGCUCCUACAGCUGGUCGCCCUGAGGUUCGCUGACACCAACUACGACAUUGACUUCGACGACUACCUCACCUGCAUAGUCCGUCUGGAGAACAUGUUCAGAGUUUUCCAGGCGAUGGAUGAGCACAAGAGGGGGCGUGUGAAGAUGAACAUGAUGCAGUUCCUGAUGUUGUCGAUGAACGUCUGAGGAGAAGCUGGGAGCGAACAGACGCCACCAGAAGAACAAAUCAAACACAGGCAGUAAUGGUGCAAUUUGGAGUUUCUUUUUCAUGCAACACAUUCUCAACACCUGUCUUCUUUUUUAUCUUUUUUCUUUUUAAAGCAAAAUGAUGUGAGAUAUUUUAUGUGCUGCAGUGUUGGAACUGAGGAAUCAAAUGUUAAAAUGUAUUGACUAAAGCUU